UAUUUUUAAAAAUUAAGCAAUCGCACUAUUUGCCAACGCUGAGCACUGAGAUCUGCAAUAUACUCGCCCAGUGGCUUUUGUAUCGUAUCAUGGCGGACAGGUAUGAGGGCGACUACGGGUCUAGAUUUGGAGGCCAUCGAGAUCACUAUGGCAAGCCUUCUAGACCAAUGCCCACAGAGCCACCUUUCACAGCAUUCGUAGGGAACCUCCCUGAUGGUGUUGUGCAGAGCGACAUUGAUGAGAUCUUCCAUGGCAUCAGGAUCAAGAGCACCCGCCUUGUGAGAGACAAGGAGACUGACAAAUUCAAAGGCUACUGCUAUGUGGAGUUCUUUGACCUUGACUCCCUGAAAGAGGCUUUGGAGUUUGACUCAGCUGAUCUUCAGGGCCGAUCGCUGCGAGUGGACAUCGCUGAGGGUCGGCGGAACGACCGUGGUGGAGGAUUCGGCAACAGGCGGGGUGGACCAGGUGGAGGAGGAGGUUUUGACCGUGGUGGAGGUUUUGACCGGGGUGGUGGAGGUUUUGACCGGGGUGGUGGCCGAGGGGGUGGACCAAGGGACGGUGGGCCGCCUCGAUACGGAGAUAGAGGAGGCCGGCCAGGAGACCGUGGAGGCUUCCGUGGAGGCUUCUCGGACCGGCCCAGCGACCGCGACUUUGACAGGGGCCCACCCGGAGGAGGUGCUGGUGGUGCCGGCGGCUUCAACAGAGGACCACCCCCACCUCGUGGUGAUAGGCGGCCUGCAGACAGCGAGGAGUUCCGGGAGCCCACAGCAGAAGAGCUGUCCAACCGCCCACGGCUGAAGUUGCUGCCGCGCACAGUCCGUGCUCCAGUGAAUGAUGUUGCCGACACGUCGAACCGCUCGAGCAUCUUUGGUGGAGCCAAGCCUCGGGACGAGAAGGAGUACGAGAAGGGGCGCAAAACUUCCGAAGGCGAUGCUGACUAACCACCGCUCCUAGAAAACUCAGCAUGUUGUGUUUAAAGCUAAGCCUUGUCUUUUUUUUUGUGUGUGGAUUGAGAGUUUUGUACUCUGUGAUUAAGAAUAAAAACGGCGUACUGGAAAACUGGG
Dermacentor silvarum is the source of this 1064-nucleotide messenger RNA. Its product is annotated as eukaryotic translation initiation factor 4H-like. The transcript has 9 exons. Bases 90 to 941 code for a protein of 283 amino acids. Gene Ontology annotation, molecular function: RNA binding. The record is from RefSeq and is a predicted model, not a curated record. NCBI's taxonomy places the organism in Eukaryota, Metazoa, Arthropoda, Arachnida, Ixodida, Ixodidae.